Molecule: messenger RNA, 237 nt
Organism: Eimeria necatrix
Lineage: Eukaryota; Apicomplexa; Conoidasida; Eucoccidiorida; Eimeriidae
Product: vacuolar ATP synthase catalytic subunit A, putative
Exons: 2
Coding region: 1-237 (78 amino acids)
Source: RefSeq, a predicted model, not a curated record
AUGAUGAAGACAAUUUGCCUCUUCUACGACCAGUGCCUGAGGGUGAUGCAGGAAACUGCUGGCAGUGAACACCGAAUUGGCUGGGGCACCAUUUAUAACACUUUGAGGCCCACAAUCUCGAAAAUCACAAGUAUGAAGUUUCUCCCGCCGCUCAAGCCGGAGGAGGAGUGCAAGGUUUUCUUCAAGAGUCUGGAGAACGAAAUCGUUACAGCUCUCCGCAACUUAGCCGAUAAAUAA